Molecule: messenger RNA, 2347 nt
Organism: Cydia pomonella (codling moth)
Lineage: Eukaryota; Metazoa; Arthropoda; Insecta; Lepidoptera; Tortricidae
Product: MDS1 and EVI1 complex locus protein EVI1-B-like
Exons: 6
Coding region: 61-1560 (499 amino acids)
Source: RefSeq, a predicted model, not a curated record
UUUGAAUAGCGUUUUUAUCGUAUAUUUGUGUUGUUUGCGAGCUGUUUGUAGAUUAAUAUAAUGCCUAGGUGUUUUCUUAAGUCUGUGCGGUCACAAAGGGGCAGUUUCAUACAUGAAACGGGUAUAUUUUCAGUUGAAACUCUAGUCGAAACAAAACCGACACGCAUACCGAAAAUGUCAACGAAAAGACACAAAACUCUCUUAAAAACGAACGAAACGUUGUACCACGACAAAGUGCCUAUAUCCACCCGUUUUUACCUGCAACUCUUAAAAAAAAGUCAGUUCCUGCCUAACUUCAUAGAAACAGAAGCAUAUGAAUACGCUUCAGAAAGCGAAAGAGCAAAUAACUCACCAGAACUACAUACUAAGAAAAACUUCGUUAAGAAAGAAGUAGAACGGGCAAGUUAUAACUUACGUUCGAACGAAGCAAGAACGGAACGCAAGGUUUUCGUAAAGAAAACUCGCGCACGAAAAAAAGUCACCGAAAAACAAAACACCGUUUCUGAAUCGAAGCUGGUGAAGAAAAAAUUCAAAAUGCCUUUAGCGCCAAUCAUAGAGGAAAUAAGGAACCGGGAGCCACUAAGGACUGUGAAUAAAGGCGGAUGGGAGAUUGACAAAAUCGCUGAAAAGCUCAAGAGUCUGAUGAGGACCAGCUCCGAGCACAUGCUGCACCAAGAGCUGCUGUCUUGUACUGAAGCAUUCAGGAACGAUGCUAAGGAGAACGAAGAAAAAGGGAGCGAUGUUAAUGGGAACGUCGCUCAGGAAAAAGGACCAACCCCCUUAGUAUCGCCAGCAGGCCGAGUCCGCGGCGGCCACGCCUGCCCGUACUGCGGGAAGCGCUUCGACCGCCCCUGGGUUCUGAAAGGGCAUCUCAGACUGCACACAGGAGAGCGACCAUUUCCUUGCCCUCACAAACACUGUCCCAGGACUUUCGCAGACCGGUCAAACCUCCGCGCCCACCAGCGCACCCGCGGCCACCACUCGUGGCAAUGGCGGUGCGCCGAAUGCGGCAAGGCGUUCAGCCAGGGCCGCUAUCUGGACCGCCACCGAGCCGACGCCUGCUGGAAGUACAAAAUGCACCAAAAGAACUCAACGAAGAAUGCAGAUCUCAAAAACGCUGAUCCACCCAUCCCAAUGUAUGGAAGCGUAUUUAGACACGGGACUUUUGACCCGAAACCCUUACAGUCUAACCAAGACUUUCAGUCCAACCAGGACAUACAGUCACAGUCUAGUAUGGACAGUCAACAGUCAAUGGAACUCAAGUCUAAAGAGAAUCUUGGACAGGGAACUGAACUUUACAAGGCUUUAAGUAAUUUUGAGGUUAACGGUCUUUUGAAGGUAAAAAAUUUUGGUCAAGACUUUUUUAAGUGUAAAACCAAGGUCAGUAUUUCCAAAGUCCAGAAUAACCUGGAUUUUGAAGAGUCUAGUCUGAAAUUGGAGUUGUGUAAACCGAAAUUGGAUUUGAAGUUUCAGGGGCAAAAAUUAGCAUGUUCUAGCAUGGAGAUUAAAGAAGAGUGUGAUGAGCCUAUGGAUUUAUGUAUAAGGCGUAAUGUAAAUUAAGUAUUAAAGUAUGUUUUUUAUAUUUUGUUUUAUUAUAAAAACUAAUCAAUCGUUUAACGGACGCCCUUUGAACGCUUUAUGUCAUAAACAGACAUCACUCAAACGCCAACAUCCCGGCCGCAAGGGAGCUAAUGUAAACCUUACUCAAAAGUGUGAAGGUUACUUUGACAGCGUCCACCAUAACACCUAUAGGUGUCCUUGGCGCUGUGGGCACGACUAGUAACGACGACUUUAGAUGUUCUUGGUAUUCAACACUACGUGUUGGAAGCCAGUGUUGCUCGAAGGUUCAAAAGGUUAAUUGUGGACAUGUUCACACGUCACUAGUUUUUAACACCGCGCGAUUCAGAGGUAAAAUAGAAGAUAUUGCCGUGCUAUAUAUCACGUCAAUAACCACGACCAUCAUAUGUUAAACUUGCAGAUAAAAAAGCAUUCAUCAAAAUUAGUUCUGUAUUGAAGAUAGAUGAGAUGUUAUCUGUGGCUCUGUAUCGCUCUCCUAUAUUCAUGCGGUGGAGAUGCAGGGCUAUAACCGCGAAAAUCGAAGCUCGUCAAUUGCGUGUAUUUUUCUCGUUAACUCUAAUUAGUAAUUACGUCUUAGUGAGAGUAAAAGAGAAAGAUCCCCGCAAUUUGCGAAUUUCGGUUUUCGCGCGCGUGUUUUUCACGAAGGCGCGUACAUUGGCUCAUAAUGUCAUGUUAUUAAAGGUUAGAUUUGACAAAUCUGCGCGUCAUCGUGGAUGGCACGAACUAUAACGAAAUUUCGACUUCGUUUCGUUUUUCGCUGUAGGCCCUC